CAGAACUCUGGAACGGGGAACCGGCGCGCGAUUAAACGGCUGAGAGGAGCCCGGAAACAUUCCUGGCUGGAAAUACUGGAAAUAACGAACUUAACGCGCAAAAUGCGGUCUUGUGAAGAGACAAAGUUUGCGUUUCGUUGCCCGAGUACGAAUCUAUUAGUCGUAUUUCACGGAUGAUUAAUUGAGCGCCAUCAUGAUCGCCACAGGGGGUCUGCUGCGGAUUUCUGCCAGGAGACAGGACUCCCUUCAUGCGAAGAACCGCGCCGAAAACAAGCGCAAGAGGAAAGAGAAGAAAAAGAGGAAGAACGAAGUGGUCGUGGUGAAAGGAAAGCUAAAGCUGUGCUCCGUAUCUGGACUGGUCGCUGCCAUCGGGAUCCUGGUGCUGCUGGUUGGAGUGGCCAUGGCCGUAUUGGGCUACUGGCCCAAAGAGAGUCCGCUUUAUCCAGGACUGAUGAACGCACAGAGGACUUACGACAGCCGAGAAUUAGUCAAUGUGACCGGCAGACCGCCUUGGGAUCUCCUAGAUAAAGACUUCAGGAGCUAUAAUGGCUCCAAUGGGCCUAAACUGGGAGCAUUCGCUGCAUUUAUCAACAGAUACUUAUAUUCGGACAAGCUGAAAGUGUUCGGACCUUUAAUCAUGGGCAUCGGGAUCUUCCUAUUCAUUUGUGGCAAUGCAGUACUUCACGAAAACAGAGACAAAAAGACCAAAAUCAUUAACCUCAGAGACAUCUACUCAACAGUGAUUGACAUUCAUAGCCUGCGGAGCAAGGAGUCGGCGCCGCUCAACGGUUUCGUGAACUACUGCCAAUCGAAAGACACCAAAUCGUACGGUUCCCCUCAUAAGGGCUCCUGGCCGUCUCCAGGCUCUGAGCGACACGACGCAGGUAAUUUGAUCCCAUCCCGACGACCGUCUACCACCAUGCCACGAGCCUCGUCUUUGGAAAGACAGGGCUUUACGGACACCGUCUACAGCAUCUAUCGAGAUCAGAACCGAAUUGGCAAGGAAUGGGAAACCAGGAGCAUCGUGUCCACUUCGGUCAACGCUUUCACUUUGCCAAUGAUGAAGCUCAACCACCGAGGAGCUUCGGAGAGAAGGGGUUCGGAUAAAUCCGGAGAGGCCAAACGAGAGUUCCUGGACGCCGAGGCCAUUUGCAGGCGUUUGGAGGAUUUGGUAGCGUCCAGGACCAUCACGAAGGCCAAAGUGGAGCCUCAUCCCAAGCUUGCGCCGGAUUCGGUGGAGGUUUACAGGAGCAGUGGGAGUUUGCAAGGUGCUCCUCGCGUCUCUCUGCAGGGUUCCCGGGUUCAGCUGCUGCCGUCUGGUUCUCCGAGUCGCAAGGCCGCCGGAUCUCACCUGUCCUUGAGCGCUUUGUCUGACUACUCCAGGUCUGUCGAUCUGGAUAUCUGUCCAACCACCCCUACUUUGGUGCGAUCGAGACGUCUCAGCUGUCCUCGGCUGGAAGGCCUCGGCAGCGGAGGCUACACCAAACUUGAAGGCCUUGGCGGCGAAUCCUUUGAGUCCACAGACAAUGCCACGUUCAGUCGAGAGAGCUCUGUUGAGGUUUUGGAAAAGGACCGGGAGCUUCAUGAUGAGACACUUCGGCAGGAGUGUACCACGAUCAGACAGUAUUCAAAGAAACAAAAGCUCAUAAUGGUUUCCCAGUCGGAUACCACUUUAGAAGAUGUGGAAAUGGAGAGUGUGGACGUUUAACUGGCUGGUAAUCUGACAUGCAGUGAUGGUCUUUAGAAAGCAAUCGAGACUAGGGAUGCACGAUAUUAGAUUUU
Molecule: messenger RNA, 1782 nt
Organism: Sinocyclocheilus rhinocerous
Lineage: Eukaryota; Metazoa; Chordata; Actinopteri; Cypriniformes; Cyprinidae
Product: transmembrane protein 200C-like
Exons: 2
Coding region: 194-1708 (504 amino acids)
Source: RefSeq, a predicted model, not a curated record